Molecule: messenger RNA, 963 nt
Organism: Adineta ricciae
Lineage: Eukaryota; Metazoa; Rotifera; Eurotatoria; Adinetida; Adinetidae
Source: the annotation of a GenBank genome assembly
AUGUCUUCUCCAUUACAUACGGUUUUAAACGGCAAAAAUUGUGUGGAAAAGAAGAAAACAGCAAUAUCACGAGCACGUGCAACGGAUGAAGAUCUCGGAAAUAUUUUCAAUCCUCGAACAUACGUCGUUGGUUCUCACAAAUUUGCACGAGAAUAUCUACGCGAACGUUUAAAUCGUUCGAUUCUACAUGAAUUUAGCAUUGAUGAACAAAAGGCACGAAUCGAAUUAGCUGCUGCUUACCGUUUAGCUGCUAAAAACGGCUGGUUAGAAUCGAUUUAUAAUCACAUAACUUGCAAUGUAGAUGGACCAAACGGUGAAAAUCAUUUAUUAAUCAAUCCAUUUGGUCUAAAUUAUCGCGAAAUUACUGCAUCAUCAUUGGUGAAGAUUGAUUUCGAUGGAAAUACAAUUCAUCCAGGUGUUGUUGGCGAUAUCUUUGGAAUAAACAAAGCUGGUCUCGUUAUUCAUUCAUGUAUUCAUCGAGCACGACCUGACGUCCGUUGCGUGAAUCAUAAUCACAAUUGGGCUGUUGCUGGCCUUUCAGCAACGAAGAACGGUCUGAUUGAACUAGCACAAACAACACAUAUCACAGGAGAAAUUGCUUAUCAUGAUUAUGAAGGAAUUGUCAUUUCAAAUGAUGAACAAGAACGUAUUGUACGCGAUUUGGGAGAUAAAGACGUGAUGAUUCUACGUAAUCACGGUUUGAUUACAUGUGGACCAUCGAUUGGUGCUGCAUAUUACCAUGCGUAUACAUUGUGUGCAGCGGCAGAAAUGCAAACACAUGCUUGUUCAAUGGUUUUCAAUAAAUCGGAUUUGAUUAUACCUGAAGAUCGGUUGAUUCAGCUGAGUAUGGCGAUUGCGAAGAAUUUUAAUGAAACCUCGAUGGGAACCUUGGAAUUUGCUGCAGCAAUGCGUGAACUUGAUUACGAUCAAGAUCAUUCAACAUAUCCAAACUAUCGAAAUUGA